This is a messenger RNA of Homo sapiens (human), 2536 nucleotides long. It is a transcript of the gene ARRDC2, whose product is annotated as arrestin domain containing 2. Lineage: Eukaryota; Metazoa; Chordata; Mammalia; Primates; Hominidae. The coding region runs from base 192 to 1400 and encodes 402 amino acids. The record is from RefSeq and is marked validated. The transcript is spliced from 8 exons.
GCAGAGGACCAGGAAGUUCGCCGACGACGCGCCCGCCCUGGGCCACCGGCGCCGGCCCAAGUUCGCCGGGGGGGCCCGGAGGAAGCUUGGGGGACGCGACGGGGGAACGCGGAAACCCCGGGGAUCUGCAGGCGCGCCCGGGCCGUGUGCCUUCUCUCCGCGUGUCCAAACCGUGUCCCCAGCCGCGCGCCAUGCGCUCUGGGGGCGUGCGCAGCUUCGCGCUGGAGCUGGCGCGGGGCCCGGGCGGCGCCUACCGCGGCGGGGAGCGGCUGUGCGGCCGGGUGCUGCUGGAGGCGGCGGCGCCGCUGCGGGUGCGAGCGCUCGAGGUGAAGGCGCGCGGCGGGGCGGCCACCCACUGGUUGGAGGGUCGCAGCGUGGGCGUCAACGCCGUAUCCAGCGACUACGCGGCCGCGGAGACCUACCUGCGGCGUCGGCAGCUGCUGCUCCGAGAUACCGGGGAGACCACGACGCUGCCUCCUGGGCGCCAUGAGUUCCUGUUCAGCUUCCAGCUGCCCCCGACCCUGGUGACAUCCUUCGAGGGCAAACACGGUAGUGUCCGCUACUGUAUCAAGGCCACCCUGCACCGGCCCUGGGUCCCAGCACGCCGGGCAAGGAAGGUGUUCACUGUCAUCGAGCCUGUGGACAUCAACACGCCAGCCCUGCUGGCACCUCAAGCGGGGGCUCGGGAAAAGGUUGCCCGAUCCUGGUACUGUAACCGUGGCCUAGUCUCCCUUUCGGCCAAGAUCGACCGCAAGGGCUACACCCCAGGAGAGGUCAUCCCUGUCUUUGCCGAGAUCGACAACGGCUCCACACGUCCUGUGCUGCCUCGGGCAGCCGUGGUGCAGACACAGACGUUCAUGGCCCGAGGCGCCCGAAAGCAGAAACGGGCAGUGGUGGCCAGCCUCGCGGGCGAGCCGGUGGGCCCCGGGCAGCGGGCGCUGUGGCAGGGCCGGGCACUGCGGAUCCCCCCAGUGGGUCCUUCCAUCCUGCACUGCCGCGUUCUACACGUGGACUACGCACUCAAGGUCUGUGUGGAUAUCCCAGGAACGUCCAAGCUGCUGCUGGAGCUGCCACUGGUGAUCGGCACCAUUCCCUUGCACCCUUUUGGCAGCCGUUCCUCCAGCGUGGGCAGCCACGCCAGCUUCCUGCUGGACUGGAGGCUGGGGGCCUUGCCGGAGCGGCCUGAGGCUCCUCCUGAGUACUCGGAGGUGGUAGCCGACACUGAGGAGGCAGCCUUGGGGCAGAGCCCCUUCCCGCUUCCGCAGGACCCCGACAUGAGCCUUGAAGGCCCGUUCUUCGCCUACAUCCAAGAGUUCCGCUACCGCCCGCCACCCCUGUACUCUGAGGAGGAUCCAAACCCACUCUUGGGGGACAUGAGGCCGCGCUGCAUGACUUGCUGAACGGCACAGGGACCCCUCGAGGAACAAGGUUGCACACCAGCUUUCAGCCACCAUGACUGUGGGGAGUGGCUGGACCAAGGGCUGACCUCCCCGACUGCAUCAAAGUUGGGGAACCAAGUCUCAGAGUGAGGCGGGGGCCUUUCGGAUAUCACAUGGGACAGAGGAAGAGCCCGGCUGGAAUCUGACUUACCUGGACCGCUGUCCUUGUGAGGCAUUGAAUGCCCAGUGCAGUAUCCGAGAGACUGUUUAAUAACCUGUCUUCCCAGCCAAUUGGUGGUGCUGGAAUCCCCUAGGAGCCUUCAGUCUGGGAGAAACAGAGCCAGACAUAGACAGUUCCAGCAUCACAGAACCAGAAGAAGAGACCUGCAACUGUGAGAGUCCAGACAGGAAGCAGAGAAGGCGUCCUUGCGGAAAGGGCAUUUUAGCUGAGGCUUUGGAGUACGAAUAGGAGCUCAGCAGGCAGACGAAUGAGGAAUAAAGGUCAGAGAAGGUCAGAGCUGAGUGACGUUUGGAAUCCACCCCGUUUAUUGUAGAACUGGGGGUUCAGAGGGCAGGUGCCUCAGAGUUGAGGCCACACAGUGAGGUCUGGUGGGUGAAAGGACCCAGGAACGAGGCGUUCAGGAAAGCAGGUUGUCAGAGCUAUGUGGAGUCUGUGGGUGGCAGGGGCAGCCGCUCCAGCCUUUGAAGACUUUGAAAGCCAGAGAUUCCUGGCGCAGGCUUGGACUUCCUGGGAGCUCCUCCAAGUACCCAGGGGCAUCAGAGCUGCCUGGGUGUUACAUGGCCCAGGGAACCCAGGUUCAGGGUAGGACAGGCAAGACCAGAUACCCAAUGUGCAAAGUGAAAACACUGGGCUCCCUGUUAAACGAUGAAGAAUUCAAGACAGUGACAGCAUUACGUCACCCCUGGGGACAGAGGUCAGCCUAAGGUGACACACGGGGACUACUGUGCUUCCGGAGGCUCCCUGUGUCCUGGAGGAGAAAAGCAUUAGAGGGGGCAGCUGGACAAGCUCCCAACUGCAGAGUCCCAGCCCUGGCUGGGGCAGGGCCCCGGCCUGGGACUCAGCAUUUCUGAUAUGCCUUAAGAAUUCAUUCUGUUUUGUACAAUUAUUUUUUAAAAGUAAACGUGUGGAGAAAGAA